AUGAAAGGAAGGGCCUCCCGGGAGCGGGAGCAGAACGGAAAGCGAAACCUGCCAGGCCAGACUUUCGCUUUCGCAGCCUCCGCGCGCCACCCAGGUGGCCCCACGGUCGCCCGUCGCGCUGGGAGUCCCACCGCCGCGGGCCCCAGAGCUGCUCCCCGGAGCACAGCAUCCCUGAUGGCCGGCGACCCCUGGCGGAGGGAGGAAGGGAAGGUCCCCGGCGGCGGCCGACCCAGGGCGGGGGCUGCGGGACCCCUGCGGCUCCGCGACUGGCUGGUGGCGCAGAUCGAGAGCGGGCGCUACGCGGGGCUGCGCUGGGAGGACAGGGGCAAGACCCUCUUCCGCAUCCCCUGGAAGCACGCGGCCAAGCAGGGCUACCGCGCGCAGCAGGACGCGGCGCUCUUCAGGGCCUGGGCCAUAUACAAGGGCAAGCACCUAGAGGGCACUGACAAGGAGGACCCCUCCACUUGGAAGACACGGCUCCGCUGCGCUCUCAACAAGAGCGCCGACUUCCGUGAGGUGCGUGAGCGCAGCCAGCUGGACAUCUCCAACCCCUACAAGGUCUACCAGAUUGUGCCCGACGGUGUCCAUGGCCCAGUUACUGGGGCUUGUGCUUCCUCUGAAGAAGGCAUUCUCCAGAGCCCGCAGGAACCCCCUAGAGGAGAGACGGGGCCAGUUUACAGGACAGACCAGGCAGGCUCCCAAUUAGCCCCAGAGGAUAGAGACAAGGAGGAGCGCCCCAGGCUGGCCCAGCAGGGCUCUCUGCCACCAGCCGCCCUGCUCCCAGGCCCUUUGGCUGACCACAGGUACCAGGCACAGGGCCCCUCACACCUCUGGAGCCCUUUGCCCUCCGAGGGCUUCAGCAACCCUGGCCUGCUGCUGUGGGUGGCGCCCGAGGGAGUGUUCGCCAAGCGCCUGUGCCAGGGCCGCGUGUACUGGCGCGGCCCGCUGGCCCCGCACCGCGCGCGGCCCAACAAGCUGGAGCGCGAGCGCACCUGCCAGCUGCUCGACACGCGCCGCUUCCUCGCGGAACUGCGGGCCCACCUGCAGGAUGGUCACCCAGAGCCCGAGUACCAGAUCCGUCUGUGCUUUGGUGAGGAGUACCCAGGCCCCCCAGACCAGCCCCAGGAGCGGCUCAUCAUGGCCCACGUGGAGCCGGUCUUUGCCCGGGAGCUCCUCCGGCACUUGAAGCAACACAACCACAGUGCCCCAGUGGCCGGUUCCCAGUCCCCACAUCCGUGA
Messenger RNA from Miniopterus natalensis, 1239 nucleotides. NCBI's taxonomy places the organism in Eukaryota, Metazoa, Chordata, Mammalia, Chiroptera, Miniopteridae. The record is from RefSeq and is a predicted model, not a curated record.